Talaromyces amestolkiae is the source of this 2169-nucleotide messenger RNA. RefSeq lists its product as uncharacterized. Gene Ontology annotation, molecular function: nucleic acid binding; exonuclease activity. NCBI's taxonomy places the organism in Eukaryota, Fungi, Ascomycota, Eurotiomycetes, Eurotiales, Trichocomaceae. The transcript has a single exon. Gene Ontology annotation, cellular component: nucleus. The record is from RefSeq and is a predicted model, not a curated record. Bases 1 to 2169 code for a protein of 722 amino acids.
AUGCCUCAUGGCGCCAAGCGGAAACGCGAUCCCGAUGACUACGCCGAUCCCGUGAUGCCUUCCUCAGGCGGCGGGUUCGGAAUUGGUCAGACACUGUCACGCCUACAAGACUCGGCCUCGCCUACAUCUACCGUCGAUGAAGACGAGUCAACGACAAAAGCAGAACCGGCAAUCGGUGGCGUAUCCCAUAAAAAGCGACGAAGGGGCGAGAAUGGAGAAAAGACGAAAUAUCCCACCUUGACGUAUGUCGAGGGUCGGUUACAGUCCUCAAUUCGUAUUGCCGACUUGCAAAGUCUGUUGCUGUAUUGCUUUGCGGAUGGAAUUGCGCCGCAAUGGAUAUCGAUGAAACAUUCUGGGCAUGUGAGGAAGGUGGUCGUUCUGAUGGUUCCUGGACUGGAAAUUGGAAUGUUCAACGGGUCGGUACCUCUGGAUGACAAGGUGGAAGCUGCAAACGAAAAUGGAGACGAAACAGAUAAAAAAGAUGAAAAAGACUCGCAUGACGAGGAAUUUGAACGGUGGAAAAAGGGUCUCCCUCUACCCGACAGAUCGCAUCGAUUUAAUCCCCAAAGCCUCAGCCGGGAAAACUUGCCCGAACCUCUACAAGAGCUAGCCGACAUGUUCCCUCACAUCUGGCCGGUCAAAGCGCCCGGCGACACGAAAUACAACAAAGUACAUUCUCCGCUACAAGCUAUACUACUAUCACAACUACCCAAGACGCAAGAAGAGGCCAAGAUGAAGGGUCCGCGACCUCCAAGAAACGAAAAGCAUUUCAUAUCGAAACGCACACCGAUUACCGCGUUUAUCACCCCGAAGCUAGAACUACGCGAAAACGACUAUGUCCUACAUCCGGUAUAUUUCGACACCGAACCCGAACAAGCGGCAGAACACAGAAUACGAGAGCGUGCAGGCACAACAGCCGAACACGGCUGGGUCGAUACACAUGUCGAGUCACUGACCGAUGGUGAACCUCCCGAGUCUGAAGUGCAAAAAGGCAGCAUGACAGCUGGCCGACAAGUUCUCGCCCUAGAUUGCGAGAUGUGUAUUACCGAAGGUGGAAAGUCUGAACUUACACGAAUCAGUCUAGUGAAUUGGGAUGGCGAGGUUGUUUUGGAUAAACUUGUCAAGCCUGAUUUACCAAUCAUCAACUACCUGACACAAUUCUCAGGAAUUACGAAAGAAAUGCUCGAUCCCGUCACGACUACGCUCGCUGAUAUCCAGAAAGAACUCUUGGAAUUACUCACGCCACGCACAGUCCUAGUCGGACACUCCCUAAACUCCGACCUCACAGCCCUCAAGCUCACACACCCAUUCAUCAUCGACACAGCCAUCAUAUAUCCUCACCCUCGUGGGCCCCCUUUGAAAAGCUCCCUGAAAUGGCUUUGCCAAAAAUACCUAGGUAAAGAAAUUCAAAAAGGCCAAACAGGCCAUGACUCGAUAGAGGACGCCCGCGCCGUUUUGGAGUUGGUAAAACAAAAAUGUGAAAAGGGUGAACGAUGGGGGACAUCUGACGCCAACACGGAAAGCAUUUUCCGUCGAUUGGGUCGAGCCGCCAAGACGGGGAAACCGCAGGGAAGGACGGGUGCGAUUAUUGAUUGGGGCAGUCCUGAGCGAGGGUUUGGUGCGCAGGCUACUGUUGCGAUUGGAUGCGAUAACGAUGAUCAAGUCGUCGAGGGAAUAAGGCUUGCCGUGCGCGGCGGCGACGAGGCGAAGAUGACUAUCCCCGGCGACGGUGUUGAUUUUGCAUGGGCGCGUCUGAGAGAACUCGAAGUUGUCAGGGGUUGGUGCAAUCGGCGCCCUGAUCCUAACAACGCGAAUGUCUCAACUGCAAUUUUGCCUCCUGGCGAGGAAAUUGUUCCUGUCCCCUCGACAACAACACCCACAUCGACUGCAGCAUCCCUAGCAUCAACAGUCGCCGCAACAGUCCACAACAUAAAACGCAUCUACGACUCCCUGCCAUCAUGCACCCUCUUUAUUGUAUACUCAGGAACUGGCGACCCGCGCGAAGUAACCCGUCUCCACGCUAUGCACAAAACAUAUCGCGACGAGUACAAUAACGCCAAAAAGAAAUGGGACGAACUGAGCGUUCAGUGGACCGAUAGAGAGGAGCAGAUGCUCAAAAGGGCGUGUGAGAGGGCGAGGGAGGGGUGUGGGUUUAUGUGUGUUAAAUAG